AUGUCGACUCCCUCCGUUCCGCUCCUCCGCCCGCCGGUCCCUGGCAACCGCAGCAACACCGGCAGUCCUCGAGCUCCAAGACUCACUUUAGGCAUCCCGCCGUCGCCCAACGCCAAACCUGUCAAUGGCACUGGGCCUGCUCCCAUCGCCGCCGCUGGAAAUGAUGCCCCGAAACUGCAACUGCCACAGCCUGUCUCCCGGCCAGCCCUACCGCGGCUACAACUAGCUACUCCUAUGGGUAGUAGCCAGAGUGUCCCGCAGGAAUCAUCUCUCAAGCCAAAUGGUAGGCCAGCCCCACCACCGCUGGCCACAAACUUGAACGGACAGAAUGGUCUGGAGAGCAAAGGCAGCGGCCCGACGUCGGCGAAUUCUUCAUACUCUGCGCUCUCGUUCGCCAUGGGUCUCCGCCAACCCGCAGGCGGUAACUCUGACCCCUCCUCGGCUAUCAGUUCGGUAUACUCGGAUCGCGAUGGAGGUGUACAGAUGGAACGUGAGAACAGUGUGAACGGCUUGCUACCAGACCUAGAUAAGUUGAGUUUGGAAAAGGGCCGGCCUCUGGAUGUGGAAGACUUGGACGAUGAGGGCUGGCAUGCUGCGAGCGAACAAAAAAAGAUUGUCGAGCUAGGAAGCUUGGGUGAAGGUGCCGGCGGUGCUGUCACGCGAUGCAAAUUGAAGGAUGGGAAAACGGUAUUCGCAUUGAAGAUCAUCACUACAGACCCUAAUCCCGACGUCAAGAAGCAAAUUGUUCGCGAACUCAACUUCAACAAGGACUGUGCAUCGGAUCAUAUUUGCCGCUACUAUGGUGCCUUCAUGGACAAGUCCACGGGCACCAUUUCGAUUGCCAUGGAGUUCUGUGAAGGUGGCAGUCUCGACAGUAUCUACAAGGAGGUCAAGAAGCUCGGAGGACGAACUGGAGAGAAGGUCCUUGGCAAGGUUGCAGAGGGCGUGCUCAACGGAUUGACCUACCUGCAUGGCAGGAAGAUUAUCCACCGAGAUAUCAAGCCUUCCAACAUUCUCUUGUGCCGUGAUGGCCAAGUCAAGCUCUGCGAUUUCGGUGUCAGUGGCGAGUUCGGCACCAAGGGUGAUGCGAACACCUUUAUCGGCACUUCAUACUAUAUGGCUCCAGAACGUAUCACUGGUCAAUCUUACACAAUCACGUCUGAUGUUUGGUCCUUGGGCGUGACCCUUCUGGAAGUUGCACAACACCGAUUCCCCUUCCCUGCGGACGGGACAGAGAUGCAACCUCGCGCCGGUCUCAUCGAUCUCCUCACAUACAUCGUGCGACAGCCGAUCCCCAAACUCAAGGACGAGCCGCAGAACAAUAUUCGCUGGUCGGAUAAUUUCAAGUACUUCAUUGAAUGCUGUCUUGAGAAAGAACCUCCUCGACGCGCGACACCCUGGCGGAUGCUGGAACAUCCUUGGGUCCUGGACAUGAAGAACAAGAAGGUCAACAUGGCAAACUUCGUGAGGCAGGUGUGGGACUGGAAAGAUUAA
Penicillium subrubescens is the source of this 1494-nucleotide messenger RNA. Its product is annotated as dual-specificity mitogen-activated protein kinase kinase. NCBI's taxonomy places the organism in Eukaryota, Fungi, Ascomycota, Eurotiomycetes, Eurotiales, Aspergillaceae. Bases 1 to 1494 code for a protein of 497 amino acids. The record is from RefSeq and is a predicted model, not a curated record. Gene Ontology annotation, molecular function: protein kinase activity; ATP binding. Gene Ontology annotation, biological process: protein phosphorylation. The transcript is spliced from 4 exons.